This is a messenger RNA of Hyla sarda, 5738 nucleotides long. RefSeq names its product RAB8A, member RAS oncogene family (gene RAB8A). NCBI's taxonomy places the organism in Eukaryota, Metazoa, Chordata, Amphibia, Anura, Hylidae. Bases 172 to 795 code for a protein of 207 amino acids. The record is from RefSeq and is a predicted model, not a curated record. The transcript is spliced from 8 exons. Gene Ontology annotation, molecular function: GTP binding; GTPase activity. Gene Ontology annotation, biological process: protein secretion; cellular response to insulin stimulus; neurotransmitter receptor transport to postsynaptic membrane. Gene Ontology annotation, cellular component: dendritic spine; trans-Golgi network transport vesicle; synaptic vesicle.
UAGCUAGAUAAACUUUACGCUGGGUUCGGCCGCUUGAGUCCCCGGAGAUGGGAAGAUUUCACGUGACGUCAUUGGAGCAGUAGCCAAUCGUAACUCGCUUGGCGCUUGAUUGACAACGACGCCGACCAAUAGUGUGCAGGCGCUGGUAUUUCCUGUAUAGUAGUUUUUAAUAUGGCGAAGACUUACGACUAUUUGUUUAAACUGCUUCUGAUCGGCGACUCGGGAGUCGGGAAGACGUGCGUGCUGUUCAGGUUCUCAGAGGAUGCCUUCAACUCUACGUUUAUAUCUACUAUAGGUAUUGACUUUAAAAUCAGGACUAUAGAACUAGAUGGCAAGAGAAUUAAGCUACAGAUAUGGGACACAGCUGGACAAGAGAGAUUUCGUACUAUUACAACUGCUUAUUACAGAGGCGCUAUGGGCAUUAUGUUGGUGUAUGAUAUCACAAAUGAAAAAUCUUUUGAUAAUAUAAAAAACUGGAUAAGAAAUAUUGAAGAGCAUGCCUCAGCUGACGUUGAAAAAAUGAUUCUUGGCAACAAAUGUGAUGUCAACGACAAACGACAAGUUUCUAAAGAGAAAGGGGAAAAGUUGGCUCUUGAAUAUGGAAUUAAAUUCAUGGAGACUAGUGCAAAGGCUAAUAUCAAUGUGGAAAAUGCUUUUUUGACUUUGGCAAGGGACAUCAAAGCAAAAAUGGACAAAAAAAUGGAGGGAACUAGUUCCCAAGGCAGUAACCAAGGCGUCAAAAUUACCCAAGAACAGCAAAAGAAAAGCAGUUUCUUCCGAUGUGUCCUUCUGUGAGGGACAUUGCCUUAAAGGAGUACUUUGCUCCAUCAAACUGGACUGUGCCUGUAUCUGAAUUCCCAUCACCACAGACCUAGAUCCUUUAAAGCACCAGCUCUGCCAUAUUUGGGCUACCUUAAAAAGAGUGACAAACUCUAUCUUAGCAACUGCCCAACCUAGCUGUUCUGGAACAUGUUCUAAGUUUGUACAUUUCUUCAUCAUCAUUAUUCCAAUUACUAUGUUAUAACUAACUUUUUUUUUUUUUUUUUUUUUUUUUUUUUAAGUUAAACACCGGACUAUCUUAAUAUAAAAUUUCAGGCCCAGUGUUUAUAUUUCCAGGCAUUCCUACAGAGCCAUAUAUUCUUCCAUGUCUUUGACUAACCUCAAAAUGUGGUGUUCCUUUAAAUUUGGGGACCUGCACAUAAUUUAUAAAGGAUAUAUAUAAAACAUACAAGUAGACAAAAAAGUUUGGUUGAGUUACAUAUUUACACAUAUACAUGUUUGUAUAAAUGUGCACCUUCCACUUGCAUUCCAGUAUGAGUCUUCCAUGUUGGAUCUAAUAGUAAAACCAAAAUCAUUUUGUUUUGCUUUAAUUUCAGGUGAGAUUUGUGUAAUUUAUGCAUUUUAGUUUUGCCUAAUUCCAUAAUUUUACCUACUGCACCAUUUCUAUGGUUUACACUUUAAGCAUGGAUACAUCACAUUUUCUAGAUGUUGUUUGAUAAUUUCGUUUUUUAAUGAUUUUCACCCAAAACUUAGAUUAAUGGAUGAUUUUAUUUAUUUGUAGCUGCCGUUUCUGCAAAUAUGACAGUAAAUCUACGGCUAUACUGGUUGUCACUUUUUCAUCAUCUAAAAGUGACAAGUAAAAUUUAGCUACAGAUCAUACAAGCGGUUUUGCAAAAAUUGCUGCUGCAAUGGAGCAGAACAGUGCCAAAAACUAGAGUUAGUAAUUGAGAAAACUUGGCUGCUGCUCUCGAUUCUGAUUUACUAGAGUAUGAUCAUUUUGUAAGUUUUAGUUGAAUAAGCUGUUUGGUGAACGUUUAAACCUAGUUGGUAAAAUCCAGUGUUCCUACCUUCCUAAUACACAAUGGCCCUGAUUUACUAAGAGUGUCAAGUUAUUUUCAGAGGUUUUUUUUCCCCCCCGACUAUUUCUUCUCACACGUAUUUAUCAAUGUGUCCCAUGUGUCGGGAAAAUUCUGUUGCAUGACAUUAAAUUCUGUCGCACAGGAAAAAUAAAAGUAAAUAAAUAAAGCAAAGCAACUCUGCACCAGGACGUAACUUUACAUUCAUGAUCGUUAAUGGGUUAACAAGUAAAAAAUAAAAAAGGAAAUGAAAGCCAAGAUUUAAAAAAAUAAAAAAUUCCCAAAAAUUUAUAAAUAAAAAAUGUAAUAUAAAGUCUAUUAAGGGGACAAAGUAACAGGACUUCCUCAGGUUCCCCACACCUCAAGGCAGUCAUGUUUUCAAGUUCAGUAUUUCACAAUUUUUCUGGUGGGUUUUGAAAUACAACUGUCGGGUUUUCAGGAAAAUGUCGAGAACCCGCCCCUAAGUAUGCAAGCCACGCCCCUUUAGUCGGGUUAAAAAAAUACUCCAAGUAAUUAGAAAACUGUCGGGUUUUUACCAGUAAAAUGUGUCGCAGAGGAAGUGUGACACAAAUUGUGUCGCAUAACCCGAUAAAUGAGUCGGGAUCCUGUUAGUAAAUCAGGGCCAAUGUAAACGUUUACUAAAGAGUAAACCAUUUGUUCUUCCAAAUCUGCUGUAUAAACCAUGCUUUGUGGUUAGUGGAAUUUCUAGACCUAGUCGGAAAUGUUUGCAACAGAUUAUGGUGAUCCCACAAUGUUCAGUUGAUUUAAUUCUCAUAUGUGUUGUAUCCAUUUUAAAGGUACUAUGUUUCUACAAAGCACAUCCUUAAAGGGGUUAUCCAGUAAAGCAUUUUUUUUUAUAGAUCAACUGGCUCCAGAAAGUUAAACAGAUUUGUAAAUUACUUCUAUUAAAAAAUCUUAAUCCUUUCAGUACUUAUGAGCUGCUGAAGUUGAGUGUUUGUUUUCUGUGUAAGUGCUCUCUGAUGACACCUGUCUCGGGAACAGUUCAGAGUAGACGCAAAUCCCCAUAGCAAACCUCUUCUACUCUGUGCAGUUCCCAAGUCAAGCAGAGAUGUCAGCAGAGAGCACUGUUGCCAGACAGAAAAUAACUCAACUUCAGCAGAUGAUAAUUAUUGGAAGGAUUAAGAUUUUUUUUAAUACAAGUAUUUUACAAAUCUGUUUAACUUUCUGGAGCCAGUUGAUAUUAAAGAGUUUUUUCCUGGAAUACCCCUUUAAUGACUGAUUACUUGACUGCACAAAAUGUGUAGCUAUAAUACCUUAGUACUACAUUUCCCUCAAUGACCAUAUUUCUGAACAACAUUUGCUAGAAAGUAAUUAAAAGGAAAUCUGUCAUGCAUAUUUGCUGGUAAGAGCUACAGACUCCCUUGUAUAGAUGUUAGGGUAUUAAAGCAAACCCUUCCCGGAGCUGAUGGUGGUUGCCAAACUUAAAAUGAUCUCCUUUUAUUUCUUAGCCAAGUUUUAGCAAUGUCCAGUGCCACAGCUUGGCACGCCUACUUGCUUGUCUUCACCAUCCAGCCCAUCCUUGAUGUUCAGGGCCCUGUUUUUGAGUCAAGGAGGGGCUGAGAGGUGAGGGCAAGAGACAUGCCAGGGCUGUGGCACUUGAGCAGUUCAGCUCUGUUUCCUUGACACUUGGUUGAGAAAUAAAAAAAAGGCAAUUUUAGCAACACACCAUCAGCUCCAGGAAAGGUACAGUUUACUCUUAUACCCUAACAGCUAUCAAACGUGUAGUAGCAUGCAUAUAUAUAUAUAUAUAUAAUAUAAACUGGCCGACUCACUGUAGCAGUCAUUUGCUGCCCCACUGCAUCCAGAGCCAUAUUCCAAGGAGCAAAGUGGCCGAUUCUUGUAUUUUUUAUUUUUAUUUUUUUUAUUGGACAGUUUUCCCACAUAAAUUUUUUUUUUUUUUUUUCAGAAGUUCACCAAACUUCUCACUGUAAUCUGGCUGUACUGUAUGUUGACUUCUUAAGAAUGUUCUCUGCUGAACUCAGGAAGUGUUAUACUUUUUCAGUUUUAAGAGAAAUUCUAAAUUUGUGUGAGUGGCUCUAAUAUAUUUUAUUUUAUGGCCACAAGAUAUAGUGACGGCUUACAUUCCUAAAUAUUCAUAUUUAAUAGCUUUAAUUUUUUUCAAUCAGUUUGUGUCUUUUUUUUUAUAGAAAUGUGAAGCAGAUCUAAAGCAUGUCUGGCUGUGCGUGAAACCAAUGACCACUCUGCCCUGUAUCUGCUUUCCCCCCCUACCCCUUUAUUUCUUCCCAAGGACAUGACAACAAUUUUUUUAUAUUGUUUUCUGCACAGGUUAUUUUGUCCUUUUUAUCUUAAAAAUAGAUGUAGAGGGAUUUGUUUAUUCUAAGCAAUGCACAUUCUAUGACCAAAGAGUGGAUCUGGUGGAUUUACAGCCCAUUACGUAAGGCAAUUUUGCUUCUAUUUCAUGGACCAAUCCCUGGUUGUUCUAAAACUGAGCACAAAUAAAUUGUAAGGCACACUCUUUUAUAUGCAUAUAUUGUUUUGUGUAAACCUGUCAUGUUUCAUGGACAUUUCACCAGUGAAUCAUUCUAUCCGUGAUAGAGACAAACAUCUGCUCAUUCUAAUGUGGAGCAUGCUCUGUCCAGUUGUAAUGCAUGGGGUUGCAUGGGGUAUGAUCCUAUUUAUUCACACCUAGUAUAGGGAGUUUGCACCUAGCAGCCUACUAUUGUUUCUGACCUGAUUGCAGCCACAACUGCCCUCUACAAUCUCCGCUAAAAGAAAAAAAAAUUGCGUAACAUUAAUGAUAUGCAAAUCAUAUGACUCAACUUGUGCCAUCCGCAUGUACUGGACAUCAUGUGACACAAACGUCUGCUUCUAGCAUUCACCUUUGCUUAGUCACUGCUUUAAAGAGUGUCUGUAGCAGUUUUGCCUUUUUAAUGUACAUGAAUGCCAUCAUGCCCAGCUCUUAGUUGUUACUCAAAUCUAGAUCAGUUACUUAGUUGGCAAAGGAAAGCAGGUUGGCAGCAAUCUGUAGCUUUCACUAUUUACGGCAAGAUUCAUAUCUACGUUGGAGGCUCCAUCCGGGGCCUUUGUCACAGAUUUUAUUUUUGGCCUGAAAACUAAGCUGACCAGUCUGCUGCAUGAUGAGCCUGUGGGGUUUUCUGCUGGUAUCCAUCAUUUCACUGGAAAAUAACCAGACAAAAAAAUACUGCAUGCAGCAUAUGCAUAUCUAAUUAUCCUGUUUGUACCCCAAAAUUCUAAUAUCUCCUGAAAGCUUAGGGUGCUCUUAGUCUAGAGAUGUUUAUAUUUUAUGAAAUACGCCCCCUCUCCAUUCCCGAGAUAUGAGGCUUUUUGUACCCCCUCUAUCAAUGAAUUAGACAGGCAAAUCCCUAAUAAUAAUGCUGUGUGUGUACAGCGGGAGCAGGAGCAGUGCUCUAGAAAGGACCUGCAGCCAUUACACAACAAAUCCUUCUCAGGGACCCGACAACUCCCCGAGCUCUGUGGAUUCUACAUGGAACUGUGAGCGGGUAUCUGGUGCAGCACUAGGUCUCUCUCCAUAGCCCUUCUAUAGCUGCUGUACAUUGCCUGUGGAUUUGCUGCAUUUUCUCUCAUCUUUGGGGAGUUGAAACAACAUGGGGAAUUGGAAGAGAAAAGGGUUUUGCAGGUACUACUACCCCCAUUAUCAACUACACUUGCAGGCUGGACUGAGAUGACACUGCUGGCUCCAGCACUCCUCAUAUGUAAGUCACUGCCCCAUACUGGAGCAAUACCUUACACCAUAUUAUAAUGAAUGAUAACACCUAUCUGACAGAUACAGGAGGUACAAAAACCCUUAUAUAUCGAGAAUGGAGGGGAAUGUAUUCAUAAAAAAUAAAAACACCCCUAGACUCGGCACUAGAGAUGAGC